AUGAGUUUCAUUGUCGUGCUAGUUAACACCUUGUUGCUGCAUACUUUCAUUAAGAAUCCGUUGCUCAGGAAUCGGAAACACAUGAUGGUUGUCAAUCUUGCUGUUGCUGAUCUUAUUUAUGGACUCCUGGGAGUACCAUCACUCAUCUUCUCCAUAUUCAAUCCAACGCCUAUCUCUAUUAUUGUGUCAAGUGGACUGAUCAAGUUUACGAAAUCCGCUUGUCUGUUUACUCUUAGUGUGAUUGCAGUGGAGAGGAUGCAUUCAGUGGUUUGGCCGAUACGUCACAAACUGAUGAAUAGCAAAGCUUACAAAGUAGCUGUUCUGGCAAUCUGGAUCUUUUCUAUGGGCAACACCACUCUUUAUAUUUAUCGGCGAGAUAAGGUCUCCAAGUUUUCUCCUUUUUUGCAGCCAGCUGUGCUGUUUGUGGUAGUUAUAAUUACAUCUACUUGUUAUUUACGCAUUUGGAUAACUCUUCGACGCAGAGGACAGUGCAGAAUCGGCACUGCAGCCAGACAAGACAGAUCAUUGGCCCUAACUCUAUUGCUGGUCACGGGAGUUUUCUUGGUCACGUGGGGAAUUCCCAUGACCUGUGAGCCAAUCUUCCUGUUGUGCAAAAGUUGUGACCACUUUUCUGGUUGGUAUUUCAUGUGUGCAACGCUCCUACUUACGGUACAAUCUUUGGUGAACCCAAUAAUUUAUUGCUUUCGAAUGCCUUUGUUUAAAAUGGGCCUGAAAACGAGGUUGCAAGAAAUAAAA
Molecule: messenger RNA, 756 nt
Organism: Pocillopora meandrina
Lineage: Eukaryota; Metazoa; Cnidaria; Anthozoa; Scleractinia; Pocilloporidae
Source: the annotation of a GenBank genome assembly